This is a messenger RNA of Aegilops tauschii subsp. strangulata, 2206 nucleotides long. Its product is annotated as protein synthesis inhibitor I. Gene Ontology annotation, molecular function: rRNA N-glycosylase activity. The record is from RefSeq and is a predicted model, not a curated record. Gene Ontology annotation, biological process: negative regulation of translation. NCBI's taxonomy places the organism in Eukaryota, Viridiplantae, Streptophyta, Magnoliopsida, Poales, Poaceae.
AACCUCCUGCCCGUCUCAAAUGAUUCAAAAGCUACACGACGCUCAGUUGGCAGCCGAUGCUCCACGCAGAGCCCUUCUGAUGCCUUCUCCAAGCCAUUGUAGUCUUGGUCUUCAAUGCUAGCAGGAAUCUACAGGAGCAAAUCCCCAAAUCAGAAAACCAGAUCAGCAAAUCCCCAAAAUCCUUAAAUCAGAAACCCUAACCCUAACUCACCCUAGCUCUACCACUGACCUGAUAAUGCAUACCGUCUUCGGAGGAGGAGAUCUGCAGGUUGGACAAGUCAUCGCUGCUCUCAUCCUCGAAGACCAUGGCGCGGCGGCGAUGGCGGACGCGGCGGUCUGCGCGGUGAGUGGCGGUGGAUUGGAGCGACGAGGGCGAUGGGGCGAGGAGAGGGACAGAGUGCGGUUGGCUCCGGUCCGACGAGCCCCGACCCAGCUACAUGGUGCGAACGAGCCGGGCUGGAACGAGUGACCGAGCGGGUAGGCCACCGUGGCACCUGACACUUGGGCCGGUCGGUCAGAUACGUGGUCAAUACGGGCUUAUACGACUGUCAGACCGUUUCGCAACACUUAGGCUCUGAGCUGGUACUGAACUGCAAAAAAAAUGACUGAUGGUACUGAUUCGUCACGACGUGCCGAAGUGUGGUAGUUCCUUGCAAUUAACUAUGUUGUUUAGUUUGUAGCUAUGUGCCGUUGGUUGAUGCUUGGGAGUUUGGCGCUCCAGCGUAAACAACGUAAGCACAGGCUGCACAACACAGCGUAACGGUAGUGGAAGGAAGCGAUGUGCUUUAGGCGGGUAUCCCAUUUGUCUCUCCGUGGAUGUAGGAUGUAGUAUUAUCGCUUAUCCCACAUACUCGUCUAAAACACGAUUUGCCCUUUUAUUUAUUGCUCCACACAAAGGAAUCCCCUCCUCACGCUGCUCUUGCUCGCCACCUGCCCGUGAGCACUGGGCCUGCGCCGCCACGAUUUUCCCUUUUUAUUUAUUCCUCCACAUUCCCCUCACGCUGCUCUUGCUCGCCACCUGCCCGUGAGCACUGGGCCUGCGCCGCCACUCUCUGCGCACUCCCGAGACGCUGCCGCUGCCCGCUGCUACGAUGGACUGGGAAGAAGCGGCGACUUUGCAGGUGGAGGCCGUAGCGGCGGCGGCGGUUGAUUUGUCGCCGGUGGAGGCCGUAGCGGCGGCGGAGGAGGUUGAGGCGGACACAUCAGUCAACCGCAGCAUCGUCAACAAUCAGAGACUCACUCCUAUUGCAAAGCUUCUCAUUACAUUGGUAGGAGUUGUAAUUGCAUUUCAACCUGCUAGUGCUAUCAAGAUUCCUGAGAGUAUUAAUGGAGUGCCACUUAUUGGGAUGGAAGCGGAUCUAGAGGACUAUGCUAGGUUGGCUCGGGAAGGACGUCGAGUAGCCAAAAUGCGCUCGCCAUUUACCAUGUCAAGGGAAGGUCUGCCUGUGCUUGAAAAUCAGACUGGAGUUGCAAAACCACCGCCGGCCUGGUUAUAUAACAAGAUUGUAAAUGGCCAUGAUCAGGUGGUAUUUCUGAUUAGAAGCGAUAACCUGUAUAUCGGUGGAUACAUAAAUCCCCAAGGAAUUAUCCAUUCAUUCGCCGAAUAUUCAAGUAUGCUCCCCGGAUCCAUUUCUCUAGGAAUCGGUGGAAGUUAUAGAGACCUAGUUGGUCGUAGGUCAAACCUUGCAAACCUUGAUCUAGGCAAAAGGGCAAUGAAGAGAGCUUUGAAGAUUCUUUCUCGGUACAAACAUGGAGUCAGCGACUUCUUUCAGAUGACAACUUCACUGGCAAGGUACUCUGUAGUAUUAUGUGAGGCACAGAGGUUCACGGAGAUUCAUGAAUCUUUACUUGAUAAAUGGAACUCAAGGACUGGAUACUAUAUUCAGCGGCCUAAGGAGCUCUUAGUUAGCUGGGCUUCACUGUCGUGUGGUGUGCUGGAGAAGUGGAAACCCACCCUCAAAUAUGGUAAAACCUAUUAUUAUGAGACAUUGUGGAACUAUGACAAUGUACGGUUCAAACUUAGAACAUCAAAAACAGGAGCUCCAUAUCUCUUGAGACUGCUGAUAAAGGGCAAAAGAUGCCAGGAUAGCAUAAUGGGCUGGGGCCACCGCCCUUAGGUAUGCAGGUGUGGAGAAGGGCAAGAUGGAGUGCAGUGAUGGAGUGCUACCCCUCCUCUGGAUCUGAAGCCUAAUAAGGAAUAAAUAAA